Molecule: messenger RNA, 950 nt
Organism: Xenopus laevis (African clawed frog)
Lineage: Eukaryota; Metazoa; Chordata; Amphibia; Anura; Pipidae
Gene: miso1.L
Product: chromosome 3 open reading frame 33 L homeolog
Exons: 5
Coding region: 168-905 (245 amino acids)
Source: RefSeq, a predicted model, not a curated record
UUCACUAGCUUUGUUGGCUGGCGUCUGGGCACUUCCUGUUACCAUUGGUCUGUUACUGCACAUGCGCAAACUCACUACCACACCGUUUUAGCGUCGAAGUUGUGCCGCUGACGCCCUCUGGUGCCGCUGCUUGGUAACGCAGUUUGGAGUCUUACCGUGAUGUCAUUAUGGCGGAGAGUGGCCGGGAACUGGCAGAUAAUAAUUUAAUCUCUAAAGUCUCCCAGCUGGCUGACAAUCAUUUAACUGUAGUCCGGAACAUCAGCACUGGAUUGGCAAUAGCGGGAGUUAUUUUGUUUGCAAGAAGUAUAAGAUUGACAACAAAAUUCACAAAUGCGAAAGACAUUCCAUCAGAGUUCAUAAAGAAGAAUGUGAAACUUCGCGGGAAAUUACUCAGCAUCACUGGAGACAGAUUAGAGGUUGAGCAUGUUCCAAUAAGUCUUCCUAUUGUUGCUUCAUUUCAAAGGAAAUGUCACUCACAAGGAACUCUGUUUAUCAGAUUUGCCGGAGUAGAAAUGACUCCAAGUGGCAAAAUUUGGUUACAGGAUCGGCUUCAACCAUCCCAGAUGUUAUGGUUUCAGCUCCUGAACAGAGAAGAUUCAGUACUUGACUGUUUUAUUCUGCUUGAUCGGUUGGGAUUCUUCAGGGACUGUUUGAACGUAGAGAUCUUAAGGCAAGGACUUGGUACAACAGUUGAUAUCCCAGGGCUUCAGCAUGAUUCUUCUCACUAUUGGAAGUUUUAUAAAAGGUUAUUGCAAGCAGAAGUAGAAGCCCAGAAGAAAGGAAAAGGUCUUUGGAAACAGGAAAGCUGGCUGAGCAUCACUUCACAUAGAUUCUUCAGUACAAUUUUUAUACAACCGGUGAAACGUCUUAUUAAGUUGAUAACAUAUUUCUGGGAAAAGAAGUAAAUCUGUAUUUAUUUGUAUAUAUGUAUAAACUACAAACUUCUGUUG